AUCAGCCCCUGGACUGCAGCACCAUGGACAGCUCAGGUGCCUCAUCUCCUGACAUGGAGUCUAGCUAUGGGGGUGGCCUACUGGAUAUGGUGAAAGGAGGAGCAGGGAGACUCUUCAGCAAUUUAAAGGAUAAUCUGAAGGAUACUCUUAAAGAUACUUCUACUAAAGUUAUGCAAUCUGUUGCAAGCUACACCAAGGGAGAGCUAGAUAUUUCUUAUAUUACCUCAAGAAUUAUUGUGAUGUCAUUUCCUGGUGAAGGUGUUGAACUAGGAUUUAGAAAUCAUAUAGAUGAUGUACGGACGUUCUUGGAUUCAAGACAUCCCGAUCACUACACAGUUUUCAAUUUAUCACCGAAGUCUUAUCGUACAACCAGGUUUCAUAAUAGGGUAUCUGAAUGUAGUUGGCCAGUUAGACAAGCCCCAAGUCUCCACAACCUCUAUGCUGUAUGUAAGAAUAUGCACAACUGGUUGCAACAAAACCCUAAAAAUGUUUGUGUCAUCCACUGUAUGGUAAGUCAGGCAGAUGGUCGUGUAGCAUCAGCAGUCCUGGUCAGUGCAAUGUUCUGUUUCUGUCAUCUCUUCUCUAAUCCAGCUCCUGCUAUUCAAUUGCUAAAUUCAAAGAGGCCAGGAAUCGUGCUCUGGCCAUCCCACAGAAGGUACAUAGGAUACAUUUGUGAUCUAGCUGCAGACAAGCCCAUUCAACCUCACUGCAAGCCUCUAACGAUCAAAUCCAUCCUCCUUAGUCCAGUACCUUGUUUCAACAAGCAAAGAAAUGGUUGCCGGCCUUUCUGUGAUAUUCUUAUUGGAGAAACUAGAAUCUUUACCACCUCACAAGAAUAUGAAAGAAUGAAGGAAUUCCGUGUCCAAGAAGGAAAAGUUAUAAUUCCAUUAGGAGUCACAGUCCAUGGUGAUGUGGUUGUUUCCAUCUAUCACAUGCGAUCAACAAUUGGGGGAAGGCUUCAAGCUAAAAUGACAAACACACAGAUAUUCCAGAUUCAGUUCCACACUGGAUUCAUAGCCCUAGGAACAACAUUGUUAAAAUUUACUAAACCUGAACUGGACGCAUGUGAUUCACCAGAAAAAUAUCCCCAGUUGUUUCAUGUUCUGCUGGAGAUAGAAAUAGAUUCUACUGACAGACAGACAGACCUGACUCCUCCAUGGGAGAACUUCACAACGAAAGAUAUCAACCCAAGCAUUCUUUUCUCAUCGCACCAGGAGCAGCAGGACACCGUUGCCCUGGCAGGCAGAGAUUCUGGAGAUGCACCACAAGACAACCUAAAGACUGCUGGACAGGGGGCAUUCUUGUCAUCUCUCAGUUGGCAAGAUCAAAAGCCAGAGAGAAGCAGCUCCCACCCUAGCUCUGAGGACCGGGCAGCAUUGGUGCAUGAAGAAAGUGAGCAGUCAGAUGAUGAACUCUUAUCCCUCUCCAGUCAGCACAGUAACACCAGCACAGAGAAGAUCCAUGGGCCACCAAAGCACAGCAAGAAGCAUCAAGAGCCACCAGCCCCACCACCUCCAGAGGAGGUGGAUCUUUUAGGUUUGGAUGGCAGUCCUAUGACCAAGAAUUUCUCAGCAGCACCUACUGCACCACCUUCUAAUUCAGACUUGCUGAGUGAUCUUUUUGGGGUUGGCAGUACUGGAGGACCAAGCCAAGCGGGACAGACAGGAGCUGAGGAUGUCUUUCAGAUGGGUGGAAGUGGGUCUGCUCAUUCCACACCACGACGGUCAGCAGCAUCAGCAUCUCCAUCUUUGUCCCCAAGGGUAGGAGAAGCAACUGCCUUUGACCCAUUUGGAAACAGUCCCAAGAAGCCUGCCCCAGAUCUCCUAGGUUCUUUUCUUAGUUCAUCAAAUACCACAGCAGAUCCCUUUCUUCAAGCAGCAAGGAGUCCUUCACCAACAGUACAAGGAGACCCUUUUAAUAUAGGUACUUCUAGUACACCAAGUGUUUCCAUUCAGCCAGAUGUUUCAGGGGACUGGGAAUGGCCUGGCAAAUCAGGUGGCCUAGGUAAGGGGAGCAAAUCAGCUGCUACCAGCCCUACAGGAUCAGUGCAUAGCACUCCUACGCAUCAAGCCAAACCACAAAGCCUGGAUCCUUUUGCUGACUUGGGGGCUCUUGGAGCCAAUCUAGCAGGUUGUCCUUCUUUUGCCAGCAAGCCCAGUACACCUACAGGACUAGGUGGAGGUUUUCCUCCUAUGGGAUCACCCCAGAAACCCUCUCCUCAGCCGAUGGGUGGUGGCAUAUGGCAACAGGGCACUGGAUACCCCUGGCCACAAUCACAGACCAAGCCCCAACAAAGCAUGCCACAUUCCUCUCCACAAAACAGGCCUAACUACAAUGUGAGCUUUUCUUCAGUGCCCGGUGGCCAAAAUGAACGUGGAAAAGUAUCAGGAAGUUCUGAUUCCAAACCCAAAGUUUCUGCUGAUUUUGAGGACCUUUUAUCUGGACAAGGUUUUAAUGCCCAUAAAGACAAAAAGGGUCCAAGAACAAUAGCAGAAAUGCGGAAAGAAGAAAUGGCCAAGGAGAUGGACCCUGAAAAGUUAAAAAUCCUUGAAUGGAUUGAAGGAAAGGAGAGAAACAUAAGAGCAUUGUUAUCCACAAUGCAUACGGUGCUAUGGGAAGGGGAAACAAAAUGGAAACCAGUCAGCAUGGCAGACCUUGUAACUCCGGAACAAGUAAAAAAGGUUUAUCGGAAAGCAGUACUUGUUGUUCAUCCCGAUAAAGCUACAGGACAGCCAUAUGAACAAUAUGCAAAGAUGAUUUUUAUGGAGCUCAAUGACGCCUGGUCAGAAUUUGAAAACCAAGGCCAAAAGCCCUUGUAUUAGCCCAUCUUCUCAGACAUUGCUGUAGACCCGUGCUAGUGCUCGUAUAGUUCCUUGCCACAAGAUUUUCACAGCUGAACUGGUUAUCUGGCUGGAAGUGUGAACAUGAGAAAACUAGCCCAAAUGUUAAAACCUUUCCUUGCGGAAAGGGGGAAAAAUAUGGAGGCUGCUAUUUAUGUAUGCCAUGAAUUACAGUUACAAAGUGGGAGCUCUUGGGAUUAACCUAUUAGCGUUCUUUCAGGUUUAAACAGGGUAGGUAAGGAGGCGUUCUCGCAAAAUGGGAUUGUUUGUCUUGAAAUGUGAAGUGAAAUGGACAAUGUUCUCUUCCUUUUGGACUCAGCACCAUUAGGGACAUGGCUUUGUCUGGAAAGUUUGUAUCCAGGACAAACUUUCUCAGAAGGAAAGGAUGUUUGUUCAGAUCCAGCUUUUAUCUGUACACUAUCUGUCAUAAUAAUUUGACCCUUCAAUUACGUCAUGGAGUAUGUUUUUGAAUCUAACAGCUAAGCAACUGGUUGUAUUCUCUGGCAACUUACUGCUGCCUUAAGCAUAGUACUGUAUUUUAUGUUUCAGACAAGCAGGUAACAUACAUUUUACACUAAUGUACAAUUGGGGAGAGUUUCCUUAAAUGAUUCUGUUAUGCAGGCAGAAGCCUAUUUGAAAGCGAUACCUACAUCAACAGAACAGAGUUGACUGCUGAGCGUUUGAAAAAGUAAAUGUGUGAAUCAAUAUCUUGCAAAAGCUUUAAAAAAUUCCCAGCUAAAGUAAUGCCCUACACCUAUAAUGCCCUGCACUCUAAACACAGGUGACUCCUUUCUUUCCUUAUGAAGUGAUUCCUACCUAACUUAUUCAGUUUGUUUAAAUGCAAUCAAAUAUCCAGUGUCCCCCAAAGCAUUUGUGAACGCAAGCUGAUGUUACUGUAGGUAAUUAAUGACAUUAAUUUAACAAAAUAAAAAAACACACUUACCUUGAAAAGAUACACUGGCCCGGUAAGCAAUAAUUUUGAUAUAUUCACAUGGCGGUAUCCAUAAAGGUAAAAUAAAAGUAUAUCCUGCCUCAUCUUCUCACAAAACUAAUUUUACAUACCAUUUUGCAAUGUUUCUCCUUUAGCAGAGAAAUUUGUAAAUGCAGUUUUAUUUACUGAUAUUCUCUGAAUGAAACUCAGUGUCUCAGGCAUGAAAAGGAUUACUAUUACGUACUCUUUCCCCUUCUGGCAGUUGACAUGAAGUCAACAUGCACUCAUAGUCAUGUAGGGUGGGGUUGUCUUUUAGGAAGGCCACUAAGAUUAAGGUGAGGAUGGUUUUAAAAACAAGGUAUUUUCCAUAUGCUUGAAGGCAUGAUGGCACUGGAGUCCCAUCACAGAAUCGAUCCCAUUAUGCAUCCUGUUUCCUGAUGGAGUUAUUUAAUGGUAGAUGCAAAAGCCACUGUGUGAUGGGGGAAAAUGGUCAUUGAUAUUUUCACUAGGUAGCUAGUGGAUGGGUAGAAAAGUUUCCACAUGCGUUCUUAAAGGGAGAAAUAUCUAAGUGAUGUGAAAAUCUUUUGUCAAAUUGAUGUUUUUUAAGACAAUCUGUUUUUCUGUUGUCCUUUUCUAGCGAGAAAAACCCUUUCUCCAGAUACAGCAUGUCAACCAGCCUACAUUUAUUUUUAUAUUUAAAUGCCAUCUUUUUGUUGUAUUGAUCCUUUAUUUAUUGCCAUUUACUGCCGAUGUGGAACAAAACACCAAGCUCUCCUUUUUAUAUUAUAAAAACAUUAAGAUGUUUCAACAGCUAUAACAAACUGGAUGUUAUUUAUUAACAUAUU
Pogona vitticeps (central bearded dragon) is the source of this 4616-nucleotide messenger RNA. RefSeq names its product DnaJ heat shock protein family (Hsp40) member C6 (gene DNAJC6). Lineage: Eukaryota; Metazoa; Chordata; Lepidosauria; Squamata; Agamidae. Gene Ontology annotation, biological process: clathrin-dependent endocytosis; synaptic vesicle uncoating; dephosphorylation. Gene Ontology annotation, cellular component: cytoplasm; vesicle; postsynaptic density. Gene Ontology annotation, molecular function: clathrin binding. The record is from RefSeq and is a predicted model, not a curated record.